CAUCGCGGCAACACCAAGGCACACAUUAUCUCGUUUUCUUGUUCAAUUUGAGUUAUUUUGCUCGAAUUGCUGUUUCUUCCACGCGUCUCAUGCAUCUUCGUCAUCAAAUUGCCUAAUGCUGAAGACAACCGACCCUGGAGGGGGUCUGGGACAAUCCCAGGACGCAAUCUACAAUGCAGCCGUCGCGUGUAGAGACUUGUUCGACUCAACGAUCAAUCAGAUCAUGUCUGGUAAACGGCCUUUGAAAGAACUCCAGCAGCGAUUUUGGCUAUGGUCAAACAAUUCCGGCGUGUUUGCAGAACCCUUUAUCUCGCUUGAUGCUCGCCUACAGGAACAUGAAGAGCCUCGGGCCAUGAUUCUGAGAUUGCUUGGGUUGAUUCAAAAGAAUCUGGAAGCCAUGGCACGGCUUGAUGAAGAAUUUCGUCGAGAUGAUAACAACCGAGAACCUGAAGAACAGCAUGAACAAUCUCAGGCCUGGUCGGUAGUUGAUGGCGAAUCAAUGACCGAGAAUAAACAUUUACAGGGAUCAUUCUUCGGAAUAUCUGGUGCUCUCGAAAGGUUAACUCGGCUAUCUGUGUUGAUAUCUAAAGCGUCGCAAAACAACAGAUCAGCCCGAGUCGAGGCGUUCAGGGAGAAAAGAAAGAUGGACUUCGCUGGUUUUGAAGAGCUCACGAACUUGAUCAUCAAGAACAAAUACCCGAUGAUAUCCGACUCCCUCAAGUUACAACUGACGAGAUCGAUUGUCUACCGCAGACAGAGCAUCGUGUACCACCAGCACCGGGAGGCAAAGUAUCAGAGGGAGCGGAAAAGGAACGAAACAGCAACCAAGAACAACACACCCGGAGAGUCGAUGCUGGGGACAAGAACAAUGCAGCCCGCGCAGGCUGCCGCACAGAAUCAUCAGGAAAAGAGCAGUUUCACUGGUUUUACUCCUUUGGAUGGUUCUGAAUUCAACCGGCAACACGUUGCUCUUGGACAAUCCAAGACGGAAAGCACAGCUUCUGUGGGUGCUGCAGAUGUCUGUUACCCACGUCCGCCUCGUCCCAAGGACGAAGCGGUCGGGUACAUUGACUGUCGUUACUGUUCCAAGAAAGUCGAACGAAGGAUCUUCGGCAGCCCCGUUCUGUGGAGGAAGCAUGUUGACGACGAUCUGAAGCCGUUCUUUUGCGUGUCCGAGCAAUGCACCGAUCCAGCUGUCGGAUUCUCAAAGUACUCUUCGUGGCGCAAACACAUGGAAGAGGAACAUGGAACCAACUGGAUACAAUACAACCAUGACUUGCCUCCUCUCGAGAGCAAGUCCAGCCAAGCCCCGGACGAUGAGAGCGCCAUCUGCCCACUUUGCCAAACACCAGGGGACAGACUGGAAGAUGGAAAAACCAGGACCAAGAUCAAGCACGAACCCCCACAAAGCAUCGCACUUGCUUCCGCACCAAAAGGUUCUAGUCCUCGAAAAAACAAUGAUCGCCAAGUCCAUUUCGGAGACGAGCCAUCGCCCGGUGGCUACGAAGAACGGGUUUCCCUCAUCGAAGAACCUGCAUACAGUUCGGGUGGUCUCGGUGUUGCGCAGAAAAUGUUGUCCAGGCACAUAGCGGCACACCUACAGACUCUAUGUUUCCAGACUCUCGAAGCUGGCCUAGCCGACGGAGACAUCUGUGAAAAUUCCGAGCAUGGAAGCGAAAGUCUGAGAACAGCUACUGAAUCUUUUGGCGGUCUUGAUCGAGACUCCUCCGACCUGAGCGAUGUCUCACUUCCCUUCGACGAGGACUCUGGCCAUCUCACUCCCGUAACAGACACCCCUAAUGCAUUUGAUCGACUUCGUAUCGAAAGUCUGAAGUCAGAUAGCGAAGGUCCGUUUGUUGGCGAUUGGCUUCGGAACUUGGAUGAAGUCUCAAUCUCUGCUGCUGAGAAUUCUCAUCGUCUCCAUUCCGGACAGGAUGACCAUGUUUCCUUUCAUGGACCGUCAGCUGGAGAUCUGCGCCAACAUUCUCCAGAAACCCAGUCUCUAGAUCUUGAAGAUCCUGCAAUUGCUACGGAUGAGACUCCCAGGCCGGAGCUAGUUUCUGUGCUGUCCGGUUUUGGGAGUGAGAAGGGCGAAGACCUACGGGAUUUGGUUUACGAUCGGCUUGUAUCAGGGAGCGAUGGCCGGCAGUUCCUUCCUUUGGACGAUCUUGAGAACCUCAUUUCUCUGCCAAACGUGCGACAAAUAUUGAAAAGUCUCAACACCUACAGCGACCUUGAGGUGGAAAAGUACGUCAACGAUGUAUGCAACACAACGCCUUUUGGUAACAGUCAAAAAACCUCGAGGAAGAAAAUUUUCGCCAUCUUGGUUAUGAUUGACCACGUUGGAGCACUUCCCAGCUUCAUUUCAGAGAACAUGUUCGACGUUCACCUUCCCUUUGAACACAGACGCAAAGAGGGGAAGCGCCCGGAAUUGGUUUUCAAGCCUGCUUUAAAUGGGGUCAGUGUCCGCUUCGAAGGGAGUAGCAGUUGGAAAACUAGCAAGAUGUGGGAAUUCAACGAUAAGCAAUGGCAGGUUAUGUCUCCGUUCUUCGACAUGCAAUCGAACAAGCCCCGUUUGUAUUCUUUCGAUGACCGAACUGUCCUUCCCAUUGUCCAAAAAGAUUGGAGAUUUACAUACGGCGGUUUCUCAGACAGUGUCAGGAUAAAGAUUCAUCCUGCGCAUCACAACUACCCGCAGUCUACAAUUUCUCAUUUCAUUCUCGAACACUUGUAUAGCAGGAGUAGUCGAGAGCUGCGAGUCCUACAAGAGUUAGGUCGUCAGGACCAGAAGCACUUGCUAAGACUCCUUGCAGCCUACGAUAUGGCUCCUAAAUCAUAUCAUUUAGUGUAUCCCUGUUCCGACGGCAAUCUGCACGACUUUUGGGAACAGUUUCCAGAGCCAAAACCCGACCAUUCUCUCAUUAGUUGGUUAGCUGAACAGGCUGCUGGGGUCGCAUCGAGUCUUGACUUUGUUCUCAAUCAGCCUACCAUCUUGGACGUAUUGGGACAGAGUUCAAAUCAUGGCAGGGGUGUCCAAGUGGACCCAGAUAAUGUACUCUGGUUUCGAGACAAAAACACGGACGAGAACAUUGCUCAAGGCGGAAUACUCCAGAUCAAAGACUUCGAUGCGGAAUUUGGUGUAACCCGGGGAACUUACAGAAGCCCGGAGUUCGACGUAGCAGGGGAGGAAAUCUCUCAAGCUUUCGAGAUUUGGCACCUAGGAUGCCUCCUACUGCUGUUCAUUUUAUGGUAUCUCGAGGGUCAUCAAGCGCUUGACGAAUUCAGUCAUGCUCAGAUUGGUGAUGAAAGAGUAGAUGAACCCCUACCAGCGAGCAUAUUUUUCACAGUCUCAGUAGAAAACGGCACAAAGGUGGCUGAUCUCAAACCAUCUGUCAGAAAUUGGAUCCAGCGGCUACAUCGACAUCCUGAAUGCUCUCUAUUCCUCCACAAUAUGGUCGACUACAUAUCAAACCGGUUGAUUUGUAUAGAACCCAAGGAAAGAGACAAACCUUCCGAGGUUGUCAAAGAACUCACAGAAAUGGCGGAACGUUGCAAAGCGGAUAGGGUAUAUGCCUGCCAAGGUUGUCCUAGACAACAGAGCAAACCCGAAACCGUCCUGACAGAUAUCGGGGCCGGCCAGCCAAAAGAUGAUCGACUUUCAUCUCAUGCACUGUCACAGAAUUCUGCUACAGGGGAAGAAUAUUCAAUGGACUUGGAUGGAGCCUUUGAUGUGAUGACCGACGUCCUGGAACUUGGUGGAAAGGGAGAAGAGCCUUUGACUACAGAAACUCUGUCUCAUUCAAAGGGCCAAGGCGCCAAGAAAAGGGGGCUUGAUAGCUUGCCUUCUGCUGCAGCAUCAGAUACGGAAAUGUCGAGCAGUGGCUUUGUGUCUCCACCUUCAUUGCCGGCAGAUGCGAAAAGAAGGAAAACACAACCAGAGGAAGGUUUGUAG
This is a messenger RNA of Colletotrichum destructivum, 3952 nucleotides long. RefSeq names its product Putative protein kinase. The coding region runs from base 116 to 3952 and encodes 1278 amino acids. Gene Ontology annotation, molecular function: ATP binding; protein kinase activity. The transcript is spliced from 5 exons. The record is from RefSeq and is a predicted model, not a curated record. Gene Ontology annotation, biological process: protein phosphorylation. NCBI's taxonomy places the organism in Eukaryota, Fungi, Ascomycota, Sordariomycetes, Glomerellales, Glomerellaceae.